This is a messenger RNA of Nanorana parkeri, 3108 nucleotides long. RefSeq names its product metabotropic glutamate receptor 6-like. The transcript is spliced from 11 exons. Gene Ontology annotation, molecular function: adenylate cyclase inhibiting G protein-coupled glutamate receptor activity. Gene Ontology annotation, biological process: G protein-coupled glutamate receptor signaling pathway; regulation of synaptic transmission, glutamatergic. The coding region runs from base 97 to 2754 and encodes 885 amino acids. The record is from RefSeq and is a predicted model, not a curated record. NCBI's taxonomy places the organism in Eukaryota, Metazoa, Chordata, Amphibia, Anura, Dicroglossidae. Gene Ontology annotation, cellular component: membrane.
AUUUCCUACAGCUACCGGCAAUAUAUUUUUGGAUACAGCCUGAAUGACAGAGUCUACAAAUCCAUCAGUCCUCCCUCGAGAGGAUCUUACAAAGACAUGGGGCCUACUCCAUCUCCCAGAACCCUCUUCUUCUUCAUCCUCUUGCAUAGGGGAGUUGAGUCCCAGCAGAAUGCUCAGCCUCACUCUAUUAAGAUAGAUGGGGACAUCACUUUGGGAGGCCUGUUCCCAGUUCAUGCCAAGGGCCCAGCUGGUGUUCCAUGUGGAGAAGUGAAAAAAGAAGCAGGGGUACAUCGAAUGGAGGCUAUGCUGUAUGCCCUGGACCAAAUUAAUGGGGAUCCCGAGCUUCUUCCUAACCUAACGCUUGGUGCUCGUAUUUUAGACACCUGCUCUCGUGAUACCUAUGCUCUGGAACAGUCCCUUACCUUUGUUCAAGCACUGAUUCAGAAGGACACCUCAGAUAUUCGCUGUUCCAAUGGAGAGCUGGCCAUCUUCAGCCGCCCGGAGAGGGUUGUAGGAGUGAUUGGCGCCUCAGCAAGCUCAGUCUCCAUCAUGGUGGCCAACGUGUUGAGACUCUUUGCUAUUCCUCAGAUAAGUUAUGCCUCAACAGCCCCGGAACUCAGUGACAACAACCGGUAUGACUACUUCUCCCGUGUGGUGCCGCCAGAUUCGUACCAGGCGCAGGCAAUGGUGGAUAUUGUCAAAGCUCUUGGUUGGAAUUACGUGUCAACACUAGCAUCUGAGGGCAACUAUGGAGAGAGUGGAGUUGAAGCUUUUGUGCAGAUUUCUCGGGAAGCUGGAGGAGUGUGCAUUGCCCAGUCUAUUAAGAUUCCUCGAGAGCCACGUCCUGGAGAGUUCGAUAAGGUGAUAAGAAGGCUGCUAGAGACUCCCAAUGCUCGUGGCAUCAUUAUCUUUGCCAAUGAGGAUGACAUCAAGCGUGUUUUAGAUGCAGCCCACCGAGCCAACCAAACGGGUCACUUUUUAUGGGUAGGGUCUGACAGCUGGGGAUCCAAGACAUCCCCUAUUUUGGGAAUGGAAGAAGUUGCAGAAGGCGCUGUAACUAUCCUGCCAAAAAGAGCUUCAAUCGACGGGUUUGACCAGUAUUUUAUGAGCCGGACACUGGAAAAUAACCGGCGCAAUAUUUGGUUUGCAGAGUUUUGGGAGGAUGAUUUUAAAUGCAAAUUGACCAGAUCUGCAUCCUUACAAGAAGAUUCCAGGCGAAAGUGCACCGGGGAGGAAAGGAUAAGUAGGGACUCAGCUUAUGAACAAGAAGGGAAAGUGCAGUUUGUCAUUGAUGCAGUGUAUGCAAUGGCUCAUGCCUUACACAGCAUGCAUAGUGAUCUCUGCCAAGGAAGCAUUGGAGUCUGUGACAGGAUGGAUCCUGUGGAUGGGCGAACGCUGCUACAGUAUAUACGUAGAGUAAACUUCAAUGGAAGUGCUGGAACUCCUGUGAUGUUCAAUGAAAAUGGAGAUGCCCCAGGACGAUAUGACAUUUUCCAGUAUCAGAUGACCAAUACUACUGCUCCAUCCUACAGGGUGAUUGGACAGUGGACAGAGUACCUAAGACUUAAUAUUGAGGACAUGCAUUGGUAUGGUGGACAGCCUGACAUUCCAUCAUCCGUGUGCAGCCUUCCCUGCCAACCUGGAGAGAGGAAGAAGAUGGUAAAGGGGGUGUCAUGUUGCUGGCACUGUGAACUGUGUGAUGGGUACCAGUUCCAGCUUGAUGACUUUAACUGCCAAGCUUGUCCCUUUGACAUGCGGCCCAACAUCAACCGAACUGCCUGCCGUCCGACACCAAUUGUAAAACUGGAGUGGCAUUCAGCAUGGGCCGUACUGCCACUCUUUUUGUCAAUCCUGGGUAUACUCAGUACCCUCUUUGUGGUCGGCACCCUAAUGCGUUUUAAUGAUACUCCAAUUGUACGAGCCUCUGGUCGUGAACUAAGUUAUGUUUUGCUCACUGGACUCUUUUUAAUGUAUGCCAUUACCUUCCUUAUGAUGGCAGAACCCGGAGUGGCAGUUUGUGCUCUUCGACGGCUUUUCCUUGGUCUUGGCAUGUGUAUUUCCUAUGCCGCCCUCCUGACUAAAACCAACAGGAUCUACCGCAUCUUUGAGCAGGGAAAGCGCUCAGUGACUCCUCCUCGUUUCAUUAGUCCAGCUUCUCAGUUGGUCCUCACCUUCAGCCUAAUUUCUGUACAGCUGCUUGGCACAGCCAUCUGGCUGGCAGUGCUGCCUCCACACAGCGUCAUUGACUAUGAGGAACAGCGAACACCCAACCCCGAGCUAGCUAGAGGGGUGCUGAAAUGUGACCUGUCUGAUUUGUCCUUAGUCAGCUGCUUAAUGUACUCCAUCCUUCUCAUGGUCACCUGCACUGUAUAUGCAGUGAAGGCCCGUGGAGUGCCUGAAAACUUCAAUGAGGCCAAACCAAUCGGUUUCACUAUGUACACAACUUGUAUUGUCUGGCUGGCCUUUGUACCCAUUUUCUUUGGUACUGCACAGUCUGCUGAGAAGAUCUAUAUCCAGACCACCACCUUGACAGUAUCGAUGAGCCUGAGUGCUUCUGUCUCCCUUGGAAUGCUCUACGUGCCCAAGGUUUACAUCAUACUCCUCCACCCUGAGCAAAAUGUGCAGAAGCGCAAGCGAAGCUUCAAAGCUGUAGCGACAGCGGCCACCAUGUCCACCCGUCUAUCCCAGAAAAACAGCGAGCGUCAAAACGGGGAAAGCAAACCGCCUGAGAAGAGCAUGCCGGAGAGCAAGUGAUUAGAUCAAAGGUUUGAUGGGUCAUGCACCUCUGGUUGUUUUGCAAACGAUUUUACACUACAGGAAGUCCCUGGGCUGCACUACAGGAAGAACGUCAGCAUGUUUGUUCUUCACCGAGGCAUAUUGGAAGAGCACAACAGGGGUAUUUGUCAACAUAACACAAUGCACAAUAAACUUAAAAACUCAUCUGAGACUACCUUACCUGGCUGCUUUCUCAAUAGAGUUGUUCAAAGAACAUUGUAACUCUUGACUGACAGAAGUUUCUUGUCAGAAUCCUGCAUGGCAGGUACACUACUUAACCCUGCUCUUGUCAAGAUUUGGCACCCUCAUUUAUUCUGCCACAGUUAAACAUGA